Alnus glutinosa is the source of this 1860-nucleotide messenger RNA. RefSeq names its product bifunctional purple acid phosphatase 26. NCBI's taxonomy places the organism in Eukaryota, Viridiplantae, Streptophyta, Magnoliopsida, Fagales, Betulaceae. The transcript is spliced from 10 exons. Bases 183 to 1631 code for a protein of 482 amino acids. Gene Ontology annotation, molecular function: acid phosphatase activity; metal ion binding. The record is from RefSeq and is a predicted model, not a curated record.
AGCUAUGGGACAAACGGUUUUUUCUAACCCACGCCACGCCACGCCACGCCACACUCCCUGCAAACAUACGCCUUUCUUCCCUUCCCUUAUCUGUUUUGUUAUAAAAUCUCUCUAUCUCUCUGUCUCUCCAGUGCAAAUGCUUUAAGUUAAUUAUAUUUUUUAUGGGUGAUUGAUCAACAAUCAUGCCAAAGAUUGCUAGGACACAGUCCUUGUUGCUUCAACUCGCUUUCACUUCCUUUUUCUUGUUGAGCUCUGUGAAUGGUGGGAAUGUAGGGAUCACAAGUACUUUCAUUCGCUCAGAGUGGCCAUCUGUUGACAUCCCUCUCGACAAUGAGGCCUUUGUAGUUCCAAAGGGUCAUAAUGCACCACAACAAGUGCAUAUCACCCAAGGUGACUAUGAUGGAAAGGCUGUAAUCAUCUCAUGGGUGACAGCUGAUGAACCAGGGCCCAGUAAAGUACAAUAUGGUACAUCAAAGAAUGGAUAUGACUUUAUUGCCGAGGGAACAGUGACAAACUACACCUUUUACAAAUAUAAGUCAGGCUACACCCAUCAUUGUCUCGUUGAUGGCCUCCAGUAUAGUACCAAGUAUUAUUACAAGAUAGGGAGUAGUGAUUCUUCUCGAGAAUUUUGGUUUCAAACACCACCAAAGAUUGAUCCAGAUGCUCCUUACAAAUUCGGGAUCCUUGGUGAUUUGGGUCAGACAUACAAUUCUCUUUCCACUCUUGAGCAUUACAUGCAGAGUGGAGGGCAGACUGUCUUAUUUGUUGGAGAUCUUUCUUACGCUGAUAGAUAUGAGUACACUGAUGUCGGUUUAAGGUGGGACACAUGGGGUCGAUUUGUUGAACGAAGUGUAGCAUAUCAGCCUUGGAUUUGGUCUGCAGGAAAUCAUGAAAUAGAGUACAUGCCUUAUAUGGGAGAGGUUAUUCCUUUUAAAUCCUAUCUUCAUCGAUAUACUACACCUUAUAUGGCAUCCAAAAGCAGCAGUCCUCUUUGGUAUGCCAUCAGACGUGCUUCUGCUCAUAUAAUUGUGCUAUCUAGCUAUUCACCAUUUGUGAAGUACACACCUCAAUGGAUGUGGCUCAAAGAAGAAUUGAAAAGGGUUGACAGGGAGAAGACCCCUUGGCUCAUUGUUCUUAUGCACAUUCCAAUCUACAAUAGCAAUGAAGCACACUACAUGGAGGGUGAAAGUAUGCGGGCCAUAUUUGAGAGUUGGUUCAUCCAUUACAAAGUUGAUGUAGUCUUUGCAGGCCAUGUCCAUGCUUAUGAAAGAUCUUAUCGAAUCUCAAAUAUACGCUACAAUGUUACAAGUGGUGACCGAUACCCUGUACCAGACAAAUCAGCACCUGUUUACAUAACAGUUGGAGAUGCAGGAAAUCAGGAAGGUCUUGCUGGAAGGUUCAGAGAUCCACAACCAAAUUACUCUGCAUUCCGAGAAGCUAGUUAUGGUCAUUCUACGUUGGAGAUUAAAAAUAGGACGCAUGCAUUCUACCAUUGGAACCGUAAUGACGAUGGGAAAAAACUGGCAACUGAUUCAUUCAUUUUACACAACCAGUACUGGGCAAGCAAUAGAAGGAGAAAAUUGAAGAAGCAUUAUUUAAGCAGUGAUGUUGGCGACAUUGCCACUUAUUGAUAAGAGUUCAAGCAUCCCAGAUAUGGUGGCUUGAUAAGGGAAUGGAGUUGCAGAGAAAGAUUGGAUUGACCUAGCAAAUUAUUUGUAUUCUCUACAAAGAUGCUACUGGCCUUUCUUGGCUAAUGAUUAUGUCCUUACCAAAAAGGAGAAUAUUGCACAUCUUAAUUUUGGAACUUGUAAUUAUAACCAUUGUGAAAGAUGCAUUUAGUCCAUUUUUAUCAUUAUCCAA